AGCGCUGCAGGCUGCCCGCUCCCCUCCUUAUACACCGCCAGCGCCCUGUGGCCGGGGCCAGUACCCUCCACUGGAGCAAGCCUCUGCUCUGCUCGCUAGCCAUGGCGCCUCUCGCGGUGCUGCUCCUCCCCCUCCUGCUCGCCGCGUCCUCCAAUGCCGCCGCGCUCGCCAAGCCCGUGGAGUACCACAGCUUCGCAGCCACCCCGCUCUCGCCCCACCCGUACACCGCCCCGGCGGCCGGCGCCGACGAGGACGUCUUCGGCGGCAGCCUCGCCGCCUCCGCCGCGGCGGGGGAGGAGGCGCCCGCGGUGCGCUUCCGCGUGGUCCACCGCGACGCGUUCGCGGUGAACGCCACCGCGGCCGAGCUGCUCAGGCACCGCCUGCGCCGGGACAGGCGGCGGGCCGCGCGGAUCUCGCAGGCGGCCGCCGGCGGCGCGGCGGCCAACGGGACGCGGGCCGCCGGCGGCGGCGGGGUCGCGGCGCCCGUGGUGUCCGGGCUCGCGCAGGGGAGCGGCGAGUACUUCACCAAGAUCGGCGUGGGCACGCCCGCCACGCCGGCACUCAUGGUGCUGGACACCGGCAGCGACGUGGUGUGGCUGCAGUGCGCCCCCUGCCGCCGGUGCUACGACCAGUCGGGCCCGGUCUUCGACCCGCGGCGCUCCAGUUCGUACGGCGCCGUCGACUGCGCCGCGCCGCUGUGCCGCAGGCUGGACUCCGGCGGCUGCGACCUGCGCCGCCGGGCGUGCCUGUACCAGGUGGCCUACGGGGACGGGUCCGUGACGGCGGGCGACUUCGCCACCGAGACGCUCACCUUCGCGGGGGGCGCCCGCGUCGCGCGCGUGGCGCUCGGGUGCGGCCACGACAACGAGGGCCUGUUCGUGGCCGCGGCGGGGCUCCUGGGCCUGGGCCGCGGCAGCCUGUCGUUCCCGACCCAGAUCUCCCGCCGCUACGGCCAGAGCUUCUCCUACUGCCUCGUUGACCGCAUCUCCUCCUCAUCGUCGUCGUCUCGCUCCUCCACCGUCACCUUCGGCCCGGGCGCCGUGGCGCCCUCCGCGUCGGCGUCCUUCACCCCGAUGGUCCGCAACCCGCGCAUGGAGACGUUCUACUACGUGCAGCUGGUCGGCAUCAGCGUGGGCGGCGCGCGCGUGCCUGGCGUCGCCGAGUCCGACCUCCGCCUGGACCCCUCUACGGGCCGCGGCGGCGUCAUCGUGGACUCGGGGACCUCCGUCACCCGCCUCGCCCGCCCGGCCUACUCCGCGCUCCGCGACGCGUUCCGCGGCGCCGCGGCGGGGCUCCGGCUCUCCCCCGGUGGGUUCUCGCUCUUCGACACGUGCUACGACCUGGGCGGGCGCAAGGUGGUGAAGGUGCCGACGGUGUCGAUGCACUUCGCGGGCGGCGCCGAGGCCGCCCUGCCCCCCGAGAACUACCUGAUCCCCGUGGACUCGAGGGGCACCUUCUGCUUCGCGUUCGCCGGCACCGACGGCGGCGUGUCCAUCAUCGGCAACAUCCAGCAGCAGGGCUUCCGCGUGGUGUUCGACGGCGACGGCCAGCGCGUCGGGUUCGCGCCCAAGGGCUGCUGAGCUUCGCGGAGGGAGGGAGGAGCAACGGCGGCCGUGGCGCGGUUGAUUAAUUAGCGGGUGAUUAGCAGGUAAAAGAAGCGAGCCGCCUUGUUAGUCAUAAUUAACGGAGGAUGUCAGUGAGCGAGCUUUGGAUGCUGUGAAAAAGGUCAAGAGCUGGGCGAUGCAGAGUUUGUCUCUCAUGGCAGUGGUGCUGUACGACUAGUAGCUUUGGUGCGCGAGAGGAUAUCAGGAUAAGGCGGUUGGUCGAUGAAGGCUGUAAAAGGCCCUGUAAAAGUAUUUGGGUUAAAAAAAGAAGUGUGCUUCUGCUUUGUUGAGUCGAGUACUUUGCCAUUGUGGCGGCUGUAAAAGUGUCUUGAGCGGUAACUCGAAGAUGUUGGCCUUGCGCUGGCGGUGGCGAGCUC
This is a messenger RNA of Panicum hallii, 1981 nucleotides long. RefSeq names its product aspartyl protease family protein 2-like. The transcript has a single exon. Gene Ontology annotation, molecular function: aspartic-type endopeptidase activity. The record is from RefSeq and is a predicted model, not a curated record. The coding region runs from base 102 to 1580 and encodes 492 amino acids. NCBI's taxonomy places the organism in Eukaryota, Viridiplantae, Streptophyta, Magnoliopsida, Poales, Poaceae. Gene Ontology annotation, biological process: proteolysis.